This is a messenger RNA of Centruroides sculpturatus (bark scorpion), 1937 nucleotides long. Its product is annotated as histone-lysine N-methyltransferase SETDB1-B-like. The transcript is spliced from 4 exons. The record is from RefSeq and is a predicted model, not a curated record. Gene Ontology annotation, cellular component: nucleus. Gene Ontology annotation, molecular function: zinc ion binding; histone H3K9 methyltransferase activity; DNA binding. Gene Ontology annotation, biological process: heterochromatin organization; negative regulation of gene expression. The coding region runs from base 2 to 673 and encodes 223 amino acids. NCBI's taxonomy places the organism in Eukaryota, Metazoa, Arthropoda, Arachnida, Scorpiones, Buthidae.
UAUGUCAACAUUGACCAUCACCUCACAAUCUGGCCAAAGAGAAACUUGUAAGAUACAGCGUCAGAAGAUUAUUUAUGUUCCCCAUACGUGUUGUCCAGAAUGCCUUAAAGAAGAAAAUUUAGAAAAAUUACAUAAAAGUGAAAAUCCAUUAUGGAUUCCGAUUCUUACAGGAUGGGAAAGACAAAUUGCAAAACAUCGUGCCGGAAAUAGACGAAUAGUAUUUUAUCAAGGCCCUUGUGGAAGGCGAUUAAGAAAUAUAGUUGAAGUUCAUCGCUACUUGAUGGAAACAAAAUCAAAAUUAAUGGUUGAUUUGUUUUGUUUCGAUAGUUAUGUGAAUACAUCUGCAGAAUUUGUUCCUUCAGUUAUAAACUGUCAAAUCAAAGAUAUUACUCAGGGGAAGGAACCAAUUCCUGUUCCAUGCAUCAAUAGUAUAAAUAGAGAAUAUCCACCAUAUGUAGAAUAUUCUAGUACAAGAUUUCCAGCUAAAGGUGUAAAUUUGAAUUUGGAUGAAGAAUUCCUUUGUGGAUGUGAUUGUGAUGAUAACUGUCAAGAUCGAAAUAAAUGCCAAUGCCAACAGUUGACUGUUGCAGCCACAGAAGCACUGCCUACAGGAAGAUUACCAAAUGCUGGUUAUUAUUACAAAAGAUUGCAUGAGCCUUUGAUAACUGGGUAAUUAUCUUUCAUACUGUUUAAUUUUACUGUAUGAAGUUUUAAUGGUUGAAUUUUUAUACAUCAAAGUAUGGGUAUUCCUUAUACAACAUGGCAUUCCUACAACAAUGUUUGAGAAUUGGGGAUAUCCCCAUACAACACAGUUUUGCUCUAACACUGUUGAAGAACAUACCUGGACAAAAUGUCACAAUUUAUAAGUACAAAUCCCAUUAUUCAAUAUUUUUUAUUCAAGCAAACAUAUGUAUUGUCUCAUAUUUGCCUACAGAUUUUAGAAUAUUGAAAUUUUCAAUGUUUUGUAUCAUUCACCCAUUUUUUUAAUGGGAAAUAUAGUUUUUUUUUUGUCCUAGCUUCCUAUUCUAGCUUUCCUAAAAACUGGUAUCACCGUCAUUGAUAUUAGUGCUCUAAAUAAACCUGAAAGACUAUCACUGUGCUUUAUUUUAAAGAUUAAAUGAAAAAUUACCACAUUAAAUUUUUAAAGAUGAGAAAAUGUAAGCAAAUAAAAAUAUCAAAUUUUAUGAAAAAAACUGUUGGUGAGAGUAUCAUGACACUCUCCCAAGGACAUUCCAGAUGAUGUCUAGACCUUUGUUUAUGUAACUAGAUUCUUGUACCUUCUGCCUUGCCUCCCUUCGUUUUGGUAUGUGUAGUAUAUACAGCUUAGAUUAAACUCUGUGUUCAAACCAAGCAGUUUGCUUUUUACUUUACUCUGCUGCCACAUCCUGCAUUUAUUACAACAGGUUAUGGGCCCAGGAGGAGCCUUCUGGAGGGGAAUAAAAGAAAAUUCCCAAAGAAGAAGUGUAAUUAACAAAACUGCAGCACAUAGUGAUUUUUUUUUUUGGACUAUUUCUCACACUCCACAAAUCCGAUCACUACGAAACUCAAAGAACCAACAGAGAGCAAAGGUAUGAAUCCUUUCUUAUAAAAUUCCAUGAAGAUAGUUACAAUCAUGUAUCGAGAAGUCAACUUCUGAUUAAGCUAGCAAACAAAAAUGUGGCAAUGGAUUUAAACAGAACUCAUUUUUUGUGGGAAAUUACUAGUGACAAUAUAAUGAUUUUCCAGUUGCUUACAAUAAUAUUUAAUAAUGACAACUACGAUCAAAAUCAAACCUCUAAAGAAAGAUAACUACGACACGUGGAAAAUCCAAGCAAAAGCUAUUUUAGUUAAAAAUGGACCCAUUGAUGAUUAGGAAAAAGCAGCCACAUGGGACGAAGAUGAUUCCAAGGCCCAGGCUGACUUAAUUCUCACAAUCAGUUCCAGUGAACUAAAACAAG